GUUUCACUGCCUUGAAGUGACAUAAGUUCAUAUGAUUCAGUGAAAACAGGUUCAUUUCAGUAUGUCUCUUAGGGACCCACCAUAUGAACCUCCCACUGUGUCAGAGCUGCAGGAGUUCCUUCUGACCGACAGACGACCUACUGGGCACAUCAAUCAAGUCUGGCCUAACCUUUACAUAGGCAACGAGGUUGCGGCUCGUGACAAGGCCUCUCUCCACAGUCUGGGUAUCACUCACAUUGUAAAUGCUGCUCACGGUCCCCCAAACCCCGGCACGGGACCCUAUGUCAACACCGGCCCACGCUUCUACAGAGACAUGUCAGUGGAUUAUUAUGGGGUGGAGGCUGAUGAUGCAAUAGAGUUCAUCCUUAGUCCUUUUUUCUACCCAACGGCACGAUAUAUCAGAGCAGCGCUGGCCAUGGGAGGACGACUGUUCGUCCACUGCCUGAUGGGUGUGAGCCGCUCUGCGACGUUAGUGCUGGCUUUCCUGAUGAUUGUUGAGGGUCUGCGGCUGCAGGAGGCUGUGGCUGCCGUCAGGCCACACCGAGACAUCUGUCCCAACCCAGGCUUCCUGCAGCAGCUCCGUGGCCUCGACAAAAGCCUGGAGAGGGAGAGGAGGAGACGACUGCAGGCCCAGAUGCUGUAA
Molecule: messenger RNA, 643 nt
Organism: Scomber scombrus (Atlantic mackerel)
Lineage: Eukaryota; Metazoa; Chordata; Actinopteri; Scombriformes; Scombridae
Product: dual specificity protein phosphatase 13B-like
Exons: 4
Coding region: 62-643 (193 amino acids)
Biological process (GO): negative regulation of MAPK cascade; protein dephosphorylation
Cellular component (GO): cytoplasm
Molecular function (GO): protein tyrosine/serine/threonine phosphatase activity; MAP kinase phosphatase activity
Source: RefSeq, a predicted model, not a curated record